ACUUUUUGUGCAGGAUUACAUAUUACAUUGUUGUGUACAGGUUAAACCUCUAAAUACAUGGUUAUGUUAAGUAUACCAUAACCACGCAACCCUCUGAAUCCGUCCUUUCAGGCAUUCGUACAGAGUGGUACUGGUACAGAGGUUCGUUAGGUUUAGUGUAUGGGCUAUGGAACCCCAAAACUUUUGCUAAUAGUCCCUCUUCCCCUUCAAUAGCUACGCCCCUGGUGUUUGCACGACAUAAAGUUGAAGUGGCAUCUAGUGGUAACUUGCUUAAGUCAUUUGACGAACAGUGGGAAGUUGUCAGUACAUGUAACGGCAAUCAAACGUUUGUUCCUAUCUAAACCUCGCGUUCCCUUAUUGGUUGGAAGCUGAUCACAUGAUAAGUUGUGGGAUUUUGGAUUGGACGGUUGCAUAAAUGACAGCCCAAUUUUGGACUCUCAUGUAAAAUGGAACAGAACCUAAUUCCAAACAUUUAAAAACGGUGAAGAUUUUGUGAUCAAAUUUUAUAGUUUUAUCUCGAUACUGGAUUUUAUAGUGUUUUUAUAGACAUAAGACCCAUUUUGAGCUGAAAAUCAAGACCCAAGCGCUAGAAUUAUAUAGUUACAGCUUUGCCAGCGUGAUCAAAGAGCAAGUUCAGUACUUUGUAAAAGAGGAAUGUUCAGGAAUCAGGACGAUUUUAGCUAUAUUUUAAACAAGAAUUGAAUUCAAAAAUGGCUCUUUCGAACCCAGGAACACCUAAGACAAACUUCCCAACACCCAAACGGCCAGGAGCAAUCUUCAGCAAUUGUACACCAAGAAGUAACUAUACAACUCCAAAAUCUAAAAAGCAAGAUGCAACUACAGCAUAUACUCCAGAAUGCUUUAGCAAUGUCAUAUUAGAAACACCCCUAAGGAGGAGACCUAGCAAAGAAAAGAAUGAAGAGGGUAGUAAUCUCACAGUUGCUGUUAGAAUAAGGCCCCUGACUGAAAAGGAUCAGGCUGUCCAAGGAGGAGCCUCCAACAUUGUCAAAAUCAGAGAUAAGGAUUUAAUAAUACACAGCAGUAGUCUUGGGACAGAUCACAUCUUCCAAUAUGAUCACAUAUUUUGGUCUUGUGAUAGCUCUAGUCCCAUAUAUGCAUCUCAGGAGGAUGUGUUCACAACUAUAGGUAAACCGUUACUAAAUAGUGCCUUUCAGGGUUACAAUGCCUGCCUUUUUGCAUAUGGACAGACUGGAUCAGGGAAGAGCUUUAGUAUGAUGGGACAACACUUAACAGAAUGUGUAGAUAUCGACUCUGAUGAUUACUGUGGUAUCAUUCCUAGAUUCUGUAGGGAUCUAUUUGAUAGGAUUUCGAAGCUAAAAAGCCACAGCCAUGUAGCUGUGGAGGUAAGCUAUUUUGAGAUCUACAAUGAAAAGAUCCAUGACCUGCUAGCUACCUCAGCCACCAAAUUGCCAUUGAAAGUCAGAGAACAUCCAAUGUGGGGUCCUUAUGUUGUUGACCUGACAGUCAAACCAGUGAAAAGUUACUGUCAGCUCAGAGAAUAUCUUCUGAUGGGCAACAAGAAUAGAGCUAUAGCUGCAACUACCAUGAAUGAAAAGUCUUCAAGAUCUCACAGUAUAUUUUCUGUGGAAUUGUGCAUGUCAGAAGGACUACGUAAGGAAGACAAUAGAAGAAGCAAAGUCAGCCUAGUAGAUUUGGCAGGAAGUGAAAGACUGGGUAAUUCCUAUAACACAGACGACAAAAUGAGAGAAGGUGUCUUCAUCAAUAAAGCUUUAUUGACUCUGGGAAAAGUGAUAUCUGCUUUAGCUGAUCAGAAGAAGAAUCAAUUUGUACCAUAUAGGGAAUCUGUACUCACAUGGCUACUAAAGGAAAGCCUUGGUGGAAAUUCUUUGACAUCAAUGUUAGCCACUAUUUCACCAGCUAGUAGUCAUUUGGAAGAAACAUUGUCUACUUUGAGGUAUGCUUGCCAGGCCAGGUGCAUUGUGAACAGAGCAGUUGUAAAUGAGAGCCCACAUGAAAAAUUGGUUCAGGAAUUAAAAUCGGAGAUAGAUAGAUUGAAAUCAAUAAGAGAUGAUAUGGAACGAACUUCAAUGUCUUCAGCCUCAUCUGUGAUUGUUAUAAAUGAUAGUCAAAAUGAAGAACUGGAAGAUCUCAGGAGCAAAUUGACAGAAACUGAAGCUAAACUUUAUUUAGUGCAGAAGAACUGGGAAGAAAGAUUUUUGGAGACGAAAAAGACUCAGAUGAAAGAACUAGCUGAAGUGGAGAGAUAUAAAGACGAAUUGGAAUCCCGACUUCGAAUCUUAAAAACCGUUGAAAAUGAUGUGACACUGAGUCCUUAUCAAUCGAACUUUCUAGAAGAACUAGAAGGAGUUCUAACUGAUGACCAGAAAAGCCUAUGCGACGAUGAUUUACUUGAAGAUAUCAAAGAAUGGUGCUAUAACAAUGGGCUAAUAUGCACGUUCAACAUUGACUCUAUCAUCAUACAAGACCUUGCAAACAGGAGACAGGCAUGUGUCCAGUUAGGUUCAAUAAAUUACAGCAAUUUGAAUGAUUUCGUCAAAAACCUCACCUGGGCAGAGAUAAGACAGGAACCGAAAAAACUAAGCAAGAUGGAAGUGCUAAAUUCCAUGAAUCAAAUAUACCAAGCAUUGACUGUGUUGCAACCGGCUGACAGCGAAAACACUCUAAGUUUGUUGUUUGCAAAAGUUAACAAGUCCCUACAGAGUUUUGAAACUGCUCUUUUAAACAACAUCAAAAAAAGUAGUGGACAGAAAUCUGUCACUUUCAAUGUUUAAAUUAUACUGUUGCUCAUUCUUCCCGUUAAUAUAAGAUACGACCAACCUCAUAACAUUUCUAGACGAGUGCUUUUUAGAAGCAUAACUUAUCAGACAUGUUUCUCUUGCCAAACAUAUUUCUUUGAGUGUUUUCCCAUUUUUUAUUCGUUUAUUGUACAUAUAUUUUAUAUUUCUGUGUUUUUAUGACAUGCGUUUUUAUUUGGUUUUAAUCUAUUUCUUUGUGUUAUGAUCAUUAGUUGAUCAUAUUUGUAACAAUAUGGUAUAAUAUCAAAAAAAUACUUUAUGAUGACUGUAAAGCAACUUUCAUGUUUUCAAAAGAAUAAAAACAAAAGCAUGCUUGAUUAAGCUUGAGGCUGACAUGAACAUAAAUAGAAUUGGUCUAUCAAUCAUCGCCUUAGAUGUACAAUAUAUAUAUAUAUUUGUAUUAUUACUUGUGUUUUGUGCAAGUUAAAUUAAAUGCAUC
Molecule: messenger RNA, 3237 nt
Organism: Acanthoscelides obtectus
Lineage: Eukaryota; Metazoa; Arthropoda; Insecta; Coleoptera; Chrysomelidae
Source: the annotation of a GenBank genome assembly